AUGGAGAGGCAAUUGCUACUAAGGGUCUCAGGAAAGGGGGAACCCGUUGUGAGUUGCUCUUAUGGCCAGGGCGUUCUCACACUGCCCUCGCUUCCCGUUUACGAUGGUUAUGAUGAGAGUUCGCCGCUUUUUACGGUUAAACUUGUCAUCCCUGGUGGUUCUCCAGUGGCCCGUGAUGGGCUUGUAUGGACCAACUGCCCUGUCGAUGCCAAAACGCCAUUUGUUCGCGACAAAUUCAACAAAAAAGAGAUCAAGGCCACAUUCCACCAGGAUCACCACGUGGAGCUUCCCGUUUUUAGGCCCGGUCCUUUUUGUUUCUACUUUUCCUUUCGUAAUGAUCGCGACGAGCUUGAAACAACUCGUCGAUUUUACUUUGUUGUUCCUCCUAGCUUAUACAUUGAUGACCGUUAUAUUCCCUUAAACUCACUGACAAUGCAAAGCGUUGUCUCAAAGUGGAUGGGCAGUGAUUGGGACAAGAUUUUUGGCAAGAUUGCGUCGAAAGGUUAUAAUUUAAUCCAUUUUACACCUCUGCAAAAGCGUGGCGACUCCAAUUCACCCUAUUCGAUAUACGACCAACUCGAGUUCGAUCCUGCUUUUUUCCCCAACAACAUUGAUGAUGUCUCCAAGAUGGUUCUUAAGUUGCACAAGGAACAUGGAAUUCUUGCCAUGACUGACGUUGUCCUCAACCAUACUGCAAACAACUCUCCAUGGCUUAGAGAGCACCCGGACUCUGGUUACAACCACAAAACUGCCCCUCACUUGAUUUCGGCAAUGGAGCUUGACAAGCAAUUGCUCGAAUUCAGCGGGAAACUGAGGCAGCUUGGCUACCCCACGGAAUUGAAUUCAACGCAUGAUCUUUUCAAAAUUAUGGAUGGAAUCAAAAUUCAUGUACUUGGCUCUUUGAAAUUGUGGGAGUAUUAUGUCAUUGAUGCCAAUCAAGCUUUAGAUAUGGUAAAGAAUGAUUGGAGACAGGCUUCUCACGACCAAGUUGAAAUUCCCGACAGUGCCAAAAACGAUUUGGUUGAGUUGGCGAAUUUUAUUCGUGACAGCGCUUCUUGUGAAAAUUUUGGUCAUUUAGGUGAACGCUUCUCGAACAGGCUUGAAGGAUCUAAGUUUGUUGCUAUCCUGAAAACCCUAUAUGGUUUCGAGCUAAAUGAUGCCGUCUUGGAGGAAGCGCAAAAGAUUGUUGAUGAAAUAAAUUUGCCUCUGUACCGAGAGUAUGAUGAAGACAUUGGUGACAUCCUUGAACAGCUUUUCAAUCGGAUCAAAUACUUGAGGGUGGACGACCAUGGCCCCAAACUUGGCCCUGUUACCGACAAAUCGCCGCUUACUGAACCUUACUUUACCCGUUUUAAUGGCAGUGACGGAGAGGAGUACGCCUUGGCCAAUAAUGGCUGGAUUUGGAAUGGAAAUCCAUUAGUUGACUUCGCAUCCUCUCAAUCAAAAGCUUACCUGAGGCGCGAAGUUAUUGUUUGGGGGGACUGUGUUAAGCUUAGGUAUGGGGCCAAACCCGAAGACUCACCGUUUUUGUGGAAAAAAAUGUCUGAGUACAUUGAAACUUGUGCUAAGCUGUUUGAUGGGUUCAGAAUAGACAAUUGCCAUUCAACACCUUUACAUGUGGGCGAGUAUUAUCUGGAUUUAGCAAGGAGGCACAAACCCAACCUAUAUGUUGCUGCAGAGCUGUUCUCCGGGUCCGAGGCCAUGGACUGCUUGUUUGUGGAGAGACUUGGAACAUCUUCUUUGAUAAGAGAGGCUAUGCAGGCGUGGUCUGAAGAAGAAUUGUCAAGGCUUGUCCAUAGACACGGAGGAAGACCAAUUGGCUCAUAUAAGUUUAUGCCUUUGGAUGAUUUUGCCUACCCCACGAACAGGCAAGUUGAAGAGUUCCAUAUCCAUAACGCCAAGCGCGUAUCGGAGGUCAAUAUUCCAAAGAAUUUAACUGCCACACCGCCUCAUGCACUAUUUAUGGACUGUACACACGAUAACGAGACGCCAUUUCAAAAGAGGACUUUAGAAGAUACAUUACCAAAUGCUGCGUUAGUUAGUUUCUGCUCAUCGGCCAUCGGAUCUGUUUAUGGAUAUGAUGAAUGCUUUCCCUACCUAUUGGAUGUGGUAGGCGAGGCAAGAACCUACGACGUGACUGCCAAUGACGGCAUCUCAGUAGCUAGAGCGCAGCUGCACAAAAUUAGAGACGAAAUUGCUCAAGGUAGCGCUGACAUUGAAGAUUCUGAAAUGCAUGUUCACCACGAAGGUCAAUAUAUCACUUUCCAGAGAAAUAAUGCCAAAAACGGAAGCGGGUGGUUUUUGGUAGCGCGGACAAAGUUUGGUGAGAAAGGUGAGCAAAAGCUACCCAAAAUCAAAUUCACCGGAUCUCGUUGUGAGUUCAGCUUUGCAUAUUCUUUACUCAAAGCUGGAGGAGUUCCUGAAGACAAAAAUAUAAUCAAAGGCAUUCCUAGCAAGCUAGAAGAAUUAUCAGGGUUUAAAGUCGACUAUAACGAAGACUUAGGAGAGUCUACUAUAGAAAUUACUGACAGCUUUCCCCAGGGAUCAAUAGCCGUAUUCAAGACGCAACAGAAUGGUAUUGAUGAAACACUUCUGAAGUUUCUCACAACUGGUGCCUUGAAGGCAUCUGAACAAUUGAAUCUUUACUCCCUCAAUGGGUUACUGUACCGGUGUGAUGCAGAGGAGCGCGAUAUAAGUGCAGGAAGUUCCGGGGUUUACGAUGUUCCUGACUUUGGGCGACUGACGUAUUGCGGCCUCCAAGGCUGGGUUAGCGUGUUACGCAAGAUAAUCUUUUCGAAUGAUCUAGCUCACCCCAUGAGCAACCAUUUGAGAAGUGGUCACUGGGCGCUUGAUUAUGUCGUUCAAAGGCUAGAAAACUACAAGGAGCAGCCAGGAAUAUCUGAGAUGCAAGCGUGGCUUGCGUCUCGGUUUGAUCGGGUCAAGAAGCUACCAUCAUUUUUGGUACCAACUUAUUUCGCAUUGGUUAUCGGAAUUGCGUAUCAGUGCUGCAGAUUCAGAGCUAUUCAAAAUAUGCCUGAGAACGUUGGGUCCUCAACAAGAUUUGUUCAGAGCUUAGCAUUGACUUCGGUUCAGAUGUUGUCCGAGAUGCGUUCGACUUCUCUCAUCCCUGAGAAGAAUGUACCAUGUAUGGCUGCAGGACUCCCUCAUUUUUCCACUGACUACAUGAGGUGCUGGGGCAGAGAUGUUUUUAUAUCACUUCGAGGUCUACUUCUCACGACAGCUCGAUUUGACGACGCUAAGCAACAUAUCUUAGCAUUUGCAAGGACCCUGAAGCAUGGCUUAAUCCCCAACCUUUUGGAUGCAGGCCGGAACCCUCGUUACAAUGCGCGCGAUGCCACAUGGCUUUUCAUACAAUCCAUCCAAGAUUACGUGAAAAUGGCGCCCGAUGGAGAAUCCAUUUUACGUGAAAAGAUUCCAAGGCGUUUCCCGCUCGAUGAUACUUAUAUCACCGUGGAUGACCCUCGUGCUUUCUCUUAUGAAACCAGUAUUGAAGACAUCAUUUUCGAAAUCCUUUCCAGACAUGCCAAGGGCAUCAGUUACCGGGAAGCUAAUGCUGGCCCUCAGCUGGACAGAGUCAUGAGCGAUCGAGGGUUUGACGUCAAGAUUCAUGUGGACUGGUCGACAGGUUUAAUUCAUGGAGGUUCCCAGUACAACUGUGGCACCUGGAUGGAUAAAAUGGGAGAAAGCGAAAAAGCAGGCUCCUUUGGAGUUCCCGGUACUCCAAGGGACGGAGCUGCCGUUGAAAUUAGCGGCCUUCUGAAGAGCGCCUUGAGGUUCGUCUUGGAAUUGCACGAGAAAAAGCUCUUUAAAUACACUAAAGUUGAAAAGGAAGACGGGAGCCAGGUCACUUUCAAGGAAUGGAACAACUUGGUUCAAGAGAACUUUGAAGCAAAAUACUUUGUACCAUCGGAUCCUUCAAAAGAUUCGGAGUAUGACAUUGAUGAAACUUUAGUCAACAGAAGGGGCAUAUACAAGGACCUGUACAAGGCUGGAAAGCCUUAUGAAGACUACCAAUUAAGGCCAAAUUUCGCCAUUGCUAUGACUGUUGCUCCAGAGCUGUUCACUCCCGAACUUGCGCUCCAGGCGCUUGAUAACGCUGACCGCAUAAUUCGCGGUCCUGUGGGUAUGCGGACUCUCGAUCCCAGUGAUUACAACUAUCGCCCCAACUAUAACAAUGGAGAGGAUUCGGCCGAUUUUGCGACCUCGAAAGGUAGGAACUAUCACCAAGGCCCUGAAUGGGUGUGGUGCUAUGGCUACUUUAUGCGCGCCUUUUACAGGUUUCAUCUCGCGGCUGAUGCGCGCUGCCAAAGCAAAGGCAGCUCCAAGCCAUCCUCCUACCUUUACCAGCAGCUGUAUAACAGAUUCGAAGGCCAGCGCAAUUUUAUCUAUGGCAGUCCCUGGGCUGGCUUGACAGAACUCACUAACAAGGACGGCGCGCUAUGCUCCGAUUCGAGCCCUACACAAGCCUGGAGCUCUGCAACUACUUUGGAUUUCUUUUACGAUUUAUGGGAACAUUGA
Molecule: messenger RNA, 4539 nt
Organism: Lachancea thermotolerans CBS 6340
Lineage: Eukaryota; Fungi; Ascomycota; Saccharomycetes; Saccharomycetales; Saccharomycetaceae
Gene: GDB1
Product: bifunctional 4-alpha-glucanotransferase/amylo-alpha-1,6-glucosidase
Exons: 1
Coding region: 1-4539 (1512 amino acids)
Biological process (GO): glycogen biosynthetic process; glycogen catabolic process
Molecular function (GO): amylo-alpha-1,6-glucosidase activity; 4-alpha-glucanotransferase activity
Source: RefSeq, a predicted model, not a curated record